Prunus armeniaca (apricot) is the source of this 426-nucleotide messenger RNA. NCBI's taxonomy places the organism in Eukaryota, Viridiplantae, Streptophyta, Magnoliopsida, Rosales, Rosaceae. The record is from the annotation of a GenBank genome assembly.
AUGAAAGCUCUUGAAAUUGAUGAUCUUGAAACAGGGCAAGGGUUAAAUCAAGAGACUACUCUCAAACGUCCUUGUGAUACACGUUGGAACUCACAUUAUGAUACUUUACUGAGUAUUAAUACUAUGUUUCACCCCGUGGUGAAGGUGCUUGAAUGGAUUGUUGAUGAUGUCAACCAAGAUAAUUUAGGUGAAGCAAAUAGGUUAUUGAAAGAAAUACAAACUUUUGACUUUGUGUUUCACCUAUAUUUGAUGAGAUUUAUAUUGGGAAUCACAAAUGAUUUGUCAAAGGCAUUACAAAAGAAAGAUCAAGAUAUUGUGAAUGCAAUGAUGUUGGUCCAAAGAUGUAAGCAAAAGCUACAAUCCAUGAGGGAUGAUGACUUUGAUGAUCUGCUUGGCAAAGUAUCAAUAUUUUGUGGCAAACAAUGA